Molecule: messenger RNA, 1991 nt
Organism: Talpa occidentalis (Iberian mole)
Lineage: Eukaryota; Metazoa; Chordata; Mammalia; Eulipotyphla; Talpidae
Gene: ZNF276
Product: zinc finger protein 276
Biological process (GO): regulation of transcription by RNA polymerase II
Cellular component (GO): nucleus; chromosome; kinetochore
Molecular function (GO): chromatin insulator sequence binding; zinc ion binding
Source: RefSeq, a predicted model, not a curated record
AGAAGCACCUUCACAGGCUGCAGCCCCCGGGAGCAGCGGUUCGCCUGGAGCCUAGCGCCUGCCUCGGUCCGGUGCAGCCGCUGGAGGGUGGGGCCUGGGGAGGCCUGCAGGCUUGUCUCCCCGCAGACCGCCCGUCUCUGUGCUUGCUCAGGGCCCGGCCGACCUCUGGCCAUGGGGCACUGCCGCCUGUGCCACGGCAAGUUCUCCGCGCGGAGCCUGCGGGACAUCUGGGGGGCGCCUGGGGACAGUGCGGAGAGGCCCUCCUCCGGGAGCCGGGUCUUCGUCAGGGACUUCCAGUGUCUGCUGGGGGUGGCCGUCCGCCAGGACCCUGCGCUGUCCCCGUUCGUCUGCAAGAACUGCCAUGCCCAGUUCUACCAGUGCCACGGCCUCCUCACGUCCUUCCUGCAGAGGGUCAACACCUCACCAUCGCGCCCCCGGAAGCCGUGCGCACAGGUCGGCGCCCACCCCCUGGCAGGCUCGGAGGAGGGAGCGCUGGACCUGACUAGCCCGAGCACCCAGGGCCUGCACGGCUUGGUGGGGUGGGUGCACGGACAUGCGGCCAGCUGCGGGGCCCUGCCCAGCCUCCAGCGCACGCUAUCCUCCGAGUACUGCGGCAUCGUCCGGGCUGUGUGGGGCUGUGACCGGGGCCACGACUACACCAUGGAUGCUGAGGCCAGCUGUGGGGGCCGCUGGCGGGGCAGCCACCCGGCCGUCCAGUGGGCGUGGGAUAAGGAGGCCCAGCAUCGGGAUCCGCCCCUGCGGGCCACCCCACAGGUCGGCCAGGGCAGAGCAGCCGGGGCCGGGCCCGAGGCCCAGACAGAGAUGCUGCCCGGCUCGGACCUGGCGCAGCCGCCUUCGGAUGGCAACCCCGUGGGGCCUGGGCCUGGCCCCCCGCCUCAGCCCAGCCACCCCCCAAGGGGGACCCCAGGGCGAUUGGUGGAGAAGCAGGUCCCGUCUCCAACUGCGGAUGAUCGGGUAAAAGACGAGUUCAGUGACCUUUCUGAGGGGGACUUGCUGAGCGAGGACGAAAACGACAAGCGGCAGAACCCCCCGUCCUCCGACGAGUCCUUCGAGCCUUACCCAGAAAAGAAGGUCUCUGGUAAGAGGAGUGAAAGCAAAGACGCCAAGAAGCCUGAAGAACCAAAAAUUCGAAAGAAACCUGGGCCCAAGCCCGGCUGGAAGAGCAAGCUGCGCGGAGAGAGGGAGGAGCUGCCCACCAUCUACAAGUGCCCUUACCAGGGAUGCACCGCUGUGUAUCGAGGGGCCGACGGUAUGAAGAAGCACAUAAAGGAGCACCACGAGGAGGUACGGGAGAGGCCCUGCCCCCACCCAGGCUGCAACAAGGUGUUCAUGAUCGACCGCUACCUGCAGCGGCACGUGAAGCUCAUCCACACAGAGGUGCGGAACUAUAUCUGCGACGAGUGCGGACAGACCUUCAAGCAGCGCAAGCAUCUCCUGGUCCACCAGAUGCGCCACUCGGGAGCCAAACCUCUGCAGUGCGAGGUCUGCGGGUUCCAGUGCCGCCAGCGGGCGUCCCUCAAGUACCACAUGACCAAGCACAAGGCCGAGACGGAGCUGGCCUUCGCCUGUGACCAGUGCGGCCGGAGGUUCGAGAAGGCCCACAACCUCAAUGUGCACAUGUCCAUGGUGCACCCACUGACACAGGCCCAGGACAAGACGCUGCCCCCUGGGGCGCGGCCAGGCCAGGCCGUGAAGCCCGAGCCCACCUGAGGCCCAGCCCAGGUGGUGGCGGAUGAUGGUGUGUCCUGACCCCCGUGCUGGCCCAGUGCGAAGUGGCCAGGGGCUCGGCCCGCGCCUCAGGGCCCUUCCGGGCUCCGUGCUGGCCGGCAGUUUCCACAAACACUGACCCCUCCCCCUACCGAAGCAGUCAGGAGAUUGUGACCCACUUUUUAGCACAAGGAGAGCUCGGCGUCGUGCUUGUAAUAAAUUAUUUACAAUGCGAGGGGUGCGUCAGACAGUUGGGCUCCGGG